Papilio xuthus (Asian swallowtail) is the source of this 5034-nucleotide messenger RNA. RefSeq names its product zinc finger protein 729. NCBI's taxonomy places the organism in Eukaryota, Metazoa, Arthropoda, Insecta, Lepidoptera, Papilionidae. Bases 139 to 4989 code for a protein of 1616 amino acids. Gene Ontology annotation, cellular component: nucleus. The record is from RefSeq and is a predicted model, not a curated record. Gene Ontology annotation, biological process: regulation of transcription by RNA polymerase II; DNA repair. The transcript is spliced from 6 exons. Gene Ontology annotation, molecular function: DNA-binding transcription activator activity, RNA polymerase II-specific; RNA polymerase II cis-regulatory region sequence-specific DNA binding; zinc ion binding.
ACACUGGUCACGAUACGGUAUACCAGUAAUUGUACCAAAAAAUAUACCAAACCAGACCAAUAACAACCAAUAAUGGCGUAUGCCGGCUAGCCAGAUGCGAUUUUGUAGUGUCAUGAAGAUUGGUGUAAAGAAAUCAAUAUGGCCCUCAAGCUUGGAAAAUGUAGGCUCUGCCUCAAACUCGGUGACUUUUAUUCCAUCUUUACGAUGGAUAACAACCUACAGCUCGCGGAGAUGGUUAUGGAAUGCGCUCGAGUAAAGAUAUAUGAAGGAGAUGGACUACCAGACAUGAUAUGUUCAGAGUGUAUUCAGAAGCUUAGCAGUGCACACAUAUUCAAGCUGCAGUGUGAAAGAUCGGAUCAGGAGUUGCGACGGAAUUAUGUUCCUCCACCUGGUUUCAGUGCUGUACCUUCACCCUCAAACCGGCAGAGCAGUGACUCUGCAUUCUCCAACAACACCGAUGUGUCUAUUAAGACUCAGGCUACAACAUCACCGAUAGAAACAAAAGUCUCUCCUGCCAGCCGGAGCAGAAAACGCAGUGCAGAAAGUGUUGACAAUACGUCAUCCAGUGGACAAUCCUAUGACUACCGACCCACCUCAACCAAACGAGUGACAGAACUUCGGGCCACAGAUAAAAGGCCAAAAAGAACUCUUAACUCUUCUUAUGCAAACUCCGACUAUGAAGACAAUAGUGCAUCCCAAUGUUCCGUCGAAACUGACUCCGAUGAACCAUCAAAAAACGAAUUCAAAUGCAAAGUAUGUGGCAAAGAAUUCGCCUCACAAAAGUCUGUGUCUGCUCAUUCCAAAGUUCAUUUAAGGAAAGGUUACAAGAAUGUUAUAGUAAAUAUACCGCAACCAGUUGAGAACAAAGUGGAGAAUGCAAAUGAUAUUGAAGAUAGGAUAGAGUGUGAGAAAUGUAACAAGAAAUUUAAAUUGAAAAUAAUGUUAAAACGCCACCAAGAGACAUGCGGAAAAAUACUAUCGAAGUCACUAAUUAAAGAGUUGCAAGUUUCUCUGGAGCCAAUUGAUGCUGACUCCCCGCAAAAUAAGAUUGAAUGUGAAAUGUGCUCAAGCAAAUUUAAAAGUAUUGAGAACCUGGAGAAACAUAUGAGAGUAGUACAUGCGGCUGUUUUAAAACGCGAUAAAUAUGACGAAAUAGUUGAAAACGGUGCAAACGGAGUACCUUGUUACUUUUGCUCGCAACCAUUCGACGACUAUAAUGUUUACAUUGAACACUUUGAUACAUGUUCAGAGAAGCGCGAUGUUAUUAUUUUCACUUGUCCAAUCUGUCGCAAAGUUUUGUCUAAAGAGAGCACUUUUUUCCUUCAUAUAAAAAAUAUGCAUUUGUCUGUUAGCGGGGAACAAAGCAAAAGUGAGGAAAAAUCUAUAGAAGGAUCAUUUGAAUGUCGCAUAUGUAGCAAGAAGAUGGGGACCCAGAACCAGCUCAUAAGUCAUCUGGCAGGGCAUAUGUCCAACAUGGGUGAAGAGGAAAUGGCUGAAGUCAAUACAUGUCAAAGUCCUAUAGACGAUGAAUCAGAUUUAACAAACUACACAAAUACUCAUGUAUCUUCUGGACCUCUGAAGUGUAGCAUGUGUGAGAAACGAUUCACCUACAAGAAAGCCCUGGUCACACACGAGCAGAAGCACUUGGAUGGAGAAUUAGAAAUAAAACAAGAAUCAGAGGAGAAGGACACCAGUUUGUUGAGCGAGUCCUAUCGUCAGUCCGAGUCAGAAUCUAGUCAAGAAGAGGAUGACGACAAUACAUGCGAUAUUUGUGAGAAGCAAUUUUCUUACAAACGUCUCUUGAUUCAGCACAAGAAGACCAAACACAACAUGAGCUCAGGCACAAAGCGAGCCAAGAUCACCCUCAAAGACUGCAGUGUGAAGUGUCUUAUCUGUGACAUAGAAAUGAAAGUUAGCGCAAUCAAUGAGCACAACCAGAAACACACAACUGUUAACAUAAAGCCUCGUAACUUGUACACAUGUGCGGAAUGCAACGAAAAGUUUAAGAGCUGCAGCUCACUGGCUACUCACAUUAAGUUGGUGCACCGGCUGAAGCAACCGCAAGCACCCAAGCUGCAGCGCGCCGAGUUGGCGGAUUUUUGUGAGGUCGUCGUGACCAAGACGGAACCUCUGGCAACGGGCCAGGGCCGCGACGACCUUGUGACGGUUCCGUCUACUGACGAGUCCUCGCCACUAGUCAAUCUGUCCGGCUUCACAUGCCCCACAUGCGGCAAGCAGAUGCCCACCUUGGUAUCACUAAAGAGGCACAUCAACUGGCAUUCUAAUGUCGGUAACAACAUUGAAAAGAAGGUGGAGUGUUUCGUCUGUAAAGAGGUAUUCCGGUUCCAGUGCCACUACCGGCUGCAUAUGCGAGAACACUACAAGGACACGAACCUGGACCCAGCGCUGCUUACCUGCACCAUCUGCAACCGCAAGAGCAAGCACCUCCGCGCCGCGCAGGCACACAUGAAUUUCCACAAACAGACGCGCUUCAAGAACAAAGACUACCAGUGCUCCAUCUGCAAGAGAGUCUUUCAGUUCCGGAAGGUAUAUCUUUCUCACAUGGCGAUACACUACAAGCGCGGUGAGAGCGCCAACAACACAGUGGUCGGUGUCGAGCUGGCAGCCGGCCGCGUGGCCGUCGCCGCGCACACUUGCCAACAUUGCGGCAAGGUGUGCGACUCCGAAGUCUCCCUCAAGCACCAUGUGAUAUGGCACAAGUCGAAGACCUCGCUCUUCGGCGCCCGCCAUGAGUGCAACAUUUGCGGCAUUAUGUUCACCAAUAAGAGAACGCUGGAGCUGCACGUCCGAUCUCAUUACGAGGACGAUAAUGGCCCUUACAAAUGUACGAUAUGCGGGAAAGGAUUCAUCGACGAAGUAUAUCACAGGAAACACGUGAAGGGGCACAACUUUGACCAUCAAUCGCACCAGGCGAGGAUAGCAAAGCUCAGGAAGGACAAAGUAAAGUGCCCAAUCUGUAACCGAUACUAUCCCGAUCUCGUGAAACUCAUUCGCCAUCUGCGGCGGACGCAUCCUGAGAGCAAAAUGAUAAAGGAGGAUCCGGACGCGCCUCAGCAGAGCUACUUCUCGUGUAAACUGUGCGCCAAAGUAUUCCUAGACGAGCGCAGGCUGCAACACCACGAGGAGGCUCACUUGAGGAAGCCGGAGUUCUUUAUAUGCAAGUUCUGCGGCAAGAAGACCAUGUCGCUGAAAAAUCACCGGGUACACAUUAAAGCUCACUUGUCACAAAAAUAUUUAGAAGAGCCCCUCAAGUGCACGCAUUGCGAGGAAUCUUUCACGCGAGGCUACGACCUGCACUACCACUUGCGCGACGCGCACGACAUCAACGAGACUUGGAUAGCGGAGCGCACCGAGAAGACGCUCAAUGGACCUCUCAAAGAGUUCCAGUGCUCCAUCUGCCUUAAGAUACUCGCGAGCAAAGGCAACUUCGAGCGGCACAUCGAUUACCACAACUCACUGAGGUGCAACUACUGCUUCGACUAUUUCAGCUCCCUCAGGUUCUUGGAGGGGCAUCUCGCCUUCAGCUGCGACAAGAAGAAACUCGUCGGCGACACGGAGGUGCACCCCCGGAAAGUGAAGUGCCAUAUAUGUUACAAAGCAUUUCAUCUUCAAGUUAAAUUGGACUGUCAUCUCAGGACUCAGCACAAUAUUAAAGUUUGUAAAGAAGUGACUGAAGGUAAAAAGGAUUUUGUUUGCGAUUAUUGCUUUAAAGUAUUCGAGAAUGAGUAUGCCUUGAGUACUCAUAAGAUCUAUCAUCGCACCGUUGGCUUCUACGGCUGCCUGUACUGCAACCGCAAGUUUAACACACUGACGCUGUUCAAGAAACAUAAGAACCACCAUCUUGCGCAACUAAACGUCGACAACCCGACAAAGUGCGAGCAUUGCGACGAGACUUUUGUCGCAUUUAGAGAGUUUAUAUACCACAUGAAGGACGUCCAUGGGGACGAUAAGGAAUGGACCGUAAUGCCCAAGGAGUCGAUAGAAGAAAAGUGCCAUAUUUGCAACAAAAUAUUCUUCAACCUCCACAAACAUUUGGCAUACCAUGAAGAGAAUAGAUGUAAAAAAUGCUCAGAGUAUUUCUACUCUCAGAUCGAGUAUGACAAUCACCUGUGUGCGAUCGACAGCGAAGAAGAGGUCGACGAUAAGCACGAGAGCGAUCUCACACUCACACCUAAAUACGAGGAGUGCGCGUUUUGCUUCAAGCCCACAACGAAGAAGAACUCACAGCGACUGCACGACCACAUCCACAAGGUGUCCGGCUCCAUCUCGUGCCGCUUCUGCCAUCUCAAGUUUAAAACUAUCGACGCGUUCAACAUUCACGCGUUCUCCCACCGCAGCAGGAAGUACAACAAGAAGCCGAUAAAAUGUCGGCAGUGCGGCGAGAAGUUCGUGCGCUACGGGCCCUUCAUACGGCACAUGAGGGCGGGCCACAAAUCGAAGCAGAAGUUGCACUACCGCGCCAUGGUGCGCCCGGAGCCAUGCGUAGUCUGCGGCGACCUCUUCCCCAAUUUGCACAAACACUACCGCGCUCAUCUCCAGAACCAGUGCCAGCAGUGCCGCAAAUAUUUCACCUCGUCCAAGGUGUUCUCACUGCACCAAUGCGACAAAGAGGAUUCCGACCCAUCGAAAGUGUUCACCUGUGAUGAGAACCUCGUGGCUCUCAUUAAUUCUUACACGCCCAAGGACGAAAAAGACGACGAGAAAUUCUACGGGCACAGCGACGAUGAAGACGAGGGGGCUGUGGAGCCGAAUUUGAUUGAACACAAUGAUUACAUGACACAGGAUGAGGAGAGUCAAAAUUCCACGGAUAUGAAUAUUCACCAAAUGGUCCACGCGCCCAUUAUAUCAGAAGUUCUGUCGCUUUACCAGCAAAAGGAAGAAGAGAUGCCAAACAAUGUUGUCGACUUGGUGGACGACAACAGCCUCGAUGGUGAAGAUGUUGUAAACAUCAUAACAAUAGAUGACUGAUUUAAACUAACUAAUUACCUAACGUUGAUGUGGAACUGAUAUUAU